UCUGUAGUGAAUUACACAAUGGUUCAUCCGAAACUCUCAAGUUGACGUCCUCUCAAAUGACUCAUGACGUCAAAAUAUAAUAAAGGAUUUUUUCUAUCGAUUGUAUGAAAAAAUCAUAAUGUAUUCUUUUCUGUUGCUUAGAAAAAUUUGUUCUUUGCUUCACAUUUUUGAAGCGUUACAUUUUGGAUGCCAUACAAAUGUUGCCUUAGUGAGGGCACAAGGUCUCUUUCCAAAACUGGAAAAUUUUGCAGCAUUUAAGCCCAUCUUCACAGAGCCAUUCAAUGCCACAUGCGGCUUUCCGCAGAGAAGUGUUUUUUGUCAAAGCGAAUCGAAUGAGCAAAGCCUGCAGACUUGUACCCAGCGAUUUUGUAUUCAAGAUUGCCCGUAUAGAUCCUACACUCCGAGCUAUCAUCAUCUUCUUGAAGGAGACCUUGGUUCUUGUGUCAGAAAAGAUGUGAAAGACUUACAUCCAAAAUCCAGCAAAGAUUCGUACAGCUUCAUCUUUUACGAUCACGAAGAUUGCUUUAUAACAACAACAAUGGCAAAAGUUGGAAGUUCUUUUACGCUGACUGUGUGGCUGAAACCUGAGGAAGCCAGUGAAAUGUGUGUGAUAGAAAAGUCCGCUGAUGGGCAGAUUGUGUUCAAACUCACAAUCUCGGAGAGAGAAACCGUGUUUUAUUAUCGCACUGUAAAUGGUUUGCAGCCGCCUAUAAAAGUAAUGACACAAGGGAGAUUUUCUGUGAAGAGAUGGAUUCAUCUUAGUGUGCAGGUGCAUUACACCAGAAUAAGUUUCUUCAUUGAUGGACCACAAGAAGAUUUAACAGCAUUUGAUUCAAGAAUACUGACUGAUCCAGUUUAUGACAAUGCUGCGGAGAGUUAUAUACGGCUUGGGCAAAAUGUGAAGGGUAUGGAACAAUUUAUUGGAAGAAUCCAAGACUUUCGGCUAUAUUCUGUGGCUCUUACAAACAGAGAAAUCUCAGAAAUAUUUUCUGGAAAUUUCCCUCAGAUGGUCAUUCAGCCAGAAUGCCGGUGUCCCAGCAGCCACCCACGUUUGAAGCCCAUGUCUGGGAGGUAUUGUUUUCCAAAUGGAGUGGACAACUCAACCAAGGAUAAAGUACUGAGGCUUAAUCCAGACGCUCAUCCUGUGCCUUACAUGAAUGAUAAUGAUCUGAACACAACAUGGAUUUCUUCUUUACUAUCGCCAUCAGACAUUGACAAAGGCAUUAAGUUCAUUGUGGAUUUGGACAAUGGACAAUAUCAGAUAUUUUACAUUACUUUGUGGUUCUAUAGCCCAUUGCCUAAAGCAUUCAGAAUACAGAGGAAGAAGCAUAGUAGCUUGUUCUGGGAAGAUUGGCAAUAUCUUGCCAGGGAUUGUCAAGAUUUCAGCAUGGAGAACAAUGGCUUUUUACAAUAUCCUGAUUCUGUCAAUUGUCUCCAGCUCCCCAGGGAUACCCCUUAUUCACAUGGAAACCUGACCCUGAGUCUCCUCACCCCAGAACCAAACCAACGACCCGGUUACAAAGACUUUCACAGCACCACUGAACUUCAAGAGUUUGUGAAAGCAUGCCAAGUGAGGAUCCAGCUGAUUGGUCAGUAUUAUACAACAGGGACUGAGAAGGCUCCUGGCAGCUUACGACAUCGGUAUUACGGAAUAGGUGAAAUCACCAUUAGCGGAAGGUGUGAUUGCCAUGGACAUGCUAGCGCUUGUGAUACAACUGUUUCACCAUACAAGUGUCUCUGUAGUGUCAACAGUUACACCGAUGGGAACAAUUGUGAUCGCUGCCUGCCACUUUUCAACGACAAACCGUUUCGUCAAGGUGACCAUGUGAAUGCAUUCAACUGCAGGCCAUGCCAGUGUUACAACCAUUCAUCCAGUUGUCAUUAUGAUGCUACUGCUGACCCUUACCCCCAUGACCAUGGACGAGGGGGAGGGGGAGUGUGUGAAAACUGCUUGCACAAUACUACAGGAAGAAACUGUGAAGUCUGCAAGGAUGACUUUUUCCAGCAAUUUGAUGCCGACCCCACUGCCACUGACGUUUGCCAGCCUUGCAACUGUAACGAGGAAGGCGCUGUUAACAAAAGUCAGGACUGUGAAAAGGUUGGAGGCCAGUGCAGCUGCAAAGUCAAUGUCUGGAGUAGACAAUGUGACCAGUGCAAAGAUGGCUUCUAUAACCUACACGAGUCAAAUCCACAUGGCUGUCAACCCUGCCGCUGCAACACAGCUGGAACACUCAGUGGAAGUAAUAACUGUCACCAAACUACUGGACAGUGCAGAUGCAAACCAAACUUUAUUGGUCCUCUGUGCGAUCGCUGCAAACUGGGCUACAAACAAGACAUAUUAGGACAAGAGAGCUGUACACAAUGCAUGUGCAAUUCUUAUGGCUCCAUCAAUCAAUUCUGCAAUCCCACCAGCGGACAAUGUAAAUGCAGAGAGAAUGUCAGCGGACUCCGCUGUGACACCUGUAUUGACAACUAUUAUGGGUUGUCUGCUGAUGGUUGUAAACCCUGCAAGUGUCACACGGAAGGGAUUAUCCCUGGAACAGUUUGUGACGCUAUGACAGGACAAUGUGUCUGUCAGCCUAAUGUUGGAGGAAGGCAGUGCAAUGAUUGCCGGCAUGGCUACUACAAAUCCACACAAAAUGGCUCCAUGUCUUGCCUGCCCUGCCAGUGUGAUGGAUCUGGCACCAUAAAUGGCUCACAGGCCUGUGAUAAGUUAACCGGACAGUGUUUGUGUAAGGCUGCUGUAACAGGGCCACGCUGCAAUGUUUGCGUGAGCCAUACCUACAAUCUAUCCGCUGUGAAUCUUCUGGGCUGUCAGAACUGUGACUGUGACCCUAUUGGAACUUUGCCAGGUUCAAGCUGUGACCCAAUCGAUGGUCAGUGCCAGUGCUUGCCAGAUUUUCAAGACAGAAGAUGUAGCAGAUGUAAGCCUGGUCUUUAUUCCUUCGGUGAUUGGGGCACAGGGUGUGUGCCAUGCCUAUGCCACCCCAGAGGAUCAGUUAGUGCAACCUGCAAUGAUAUAAAUGGUCAGUGCAAGUGCGGGGAUUCCUCGGUAUCUGGGAUGAAAUGUGAUCAGUGCAGUGACUCCUUCUAUGGAUUUCAUCAGGACACAGGAAGGUGUCAGCCAUGCUCAUGCAAUACAGCCGGGACGGUUAAUGGUAGCUGCCACUCUAUAAGUGGUCAGUGUUUCUGCAAACAGUUUGUAAGAGGCAUCACUUGUGAUGAAUGUAUAGAAGGUGCAAGCAGCCUGGAUGUGAAUAACCUAUAUGGAUGCAGUGCAACUCCAUCUCAGCAGCCUCCACCUAGAGGCCAAAUCCUUAACAGCACCACAAUUAUUCUUACAUGGAAUCCACCAGAUUCACCCAACAGCAAUCACAUUUACUAUGUUCUUUAUAGAGAUGAUCUGGAGAUCUAUCAGACUGCUGACUAUUAUCCAUAUACCACCCAAGAUUACACAUUACCACAGUUAUUCAAAUAUGAAUUUUACAUGGAAAUAAGGAGGCUUAAGUAUCUCCUUUUGCUAAUUUCUGAAAUUCAUCCUAUCCAUCCUAAGCCUAUCCAACCCACCUUUAUGAAGUCUGUUUAUAUUUUUGUCUUUGUGCUAGGUCCACAGAGCUACACGGAUGGAUAUUUGUUGCCUUAUACCACAUACACAUAUUAUGUUGAGGCUAGGAACGUGCACGGUACUAUCCGCAGUGCCAUGGUCGUGUUUCGGACAAGAGCUGGCGCACCAUCUGGUGACAUAGACUUGGGCCUUAGUUCCCCUGUGGGCCAGUACUUUGUCUCUCUAAAUUGGACAAUUUCCACAGAUGACUCUGGGCCUAUCGACAUCUUCAGACUGAUGUACACUUCAACAGGUUCUCCUGAUGUUACUAUUGCCUACCAAGGACUUGACACCAAGGCGACAGUACAUAAUUUAACACCCUUCACCAGAUACAAUUUUUCAGUUCAAGCAUGUAAUUCCGAAGGAUGUCUACAAAGUCCACUGCUUACAUUGGUAACAGCUCAAGCACCACCUGUUGGUCAGACACCACCAGUUAUCAAAAAUUCAAGCUCGACAGAUCUUAAUUUACAGUGGUCACCACCACUGCAACCAAACGGCAUUAUAAUAAGGCAUGAACUAUACAUGAGGCGCAUACACCAGACUGUGGAGAGGCGUGUCUUCCAUGCCAGUGGGUGGCUGAACCCUCAGCCAUUGGUGGAAUCUGAAAAUGAGAAUGCGUUGCAACCACCAGUUACCAGCGCCGUAAUCACUAACCUGGAGCCAAACAAAGAAUAUGAGUUUUGUCUUGUCACCACUAACAUGGCUGGCAGUGCUGCCUCUGAAUGGGUAACACUUAAAACAGAAGAGUCUGAGCCUAUUUUCAUGGCACCCCCCACUGUGGUUCCCCUGUCAUCACACUCUAUAAACGUAUCAUGGGAGAGACCUUCUAAUGAUGUAACCAGAGGGGAAGUCACCGGCUAUACAGUUAACCUGCUGUCCAACCUGGUGGAUGCAUUAGAUGUGGGAAGAGCUUCAUCAGAGGUGAUCUAUGUUGCUGAGAGUGAUGAAUUUUUUAAUGAAGUGUCAGGGCUGGAGCCUUAUAUGGAAUACAUCUUUACUGUAACACUGUGCAAUAAGGUGGGAUGUGUGACCAGUGAACCUGAAUUUGGGAAGACUUUGGCAGCAGCACCAGAAGACAUACACCCACCACUGGUAGAGGGGAUCAAUAGCACUUCCAUGAGGAUUGCAUGGUCAGCACCUGUAAAGCUUAAUGGACCUUCACCAUACUACCAGCUGGAGAGAACAGAGCCAUCGCUGACCAUAGAAGGUAACAUGGACUAUAUCAAGGGGACUCACUUUCCAGGCCAUGGCUACUACAAAUUCCCAGCAUCCACCCUGCCUGCAAACACAUAUUUCACAGGUAUUAAAAUACAAUUCAGGACGAAGGAAGCGGACGGUUUGCUGGCGUGUGCUGUGUCAGCGGGAACUCAGGAAGAAUACGUUGUGCUCCAAAUAAGACGAGGGCGCCUUUACUUCCUUUUUGAUCCACAGAACUCAGCAGUGGCUGUAACACCCAGGAACAAUGGCAAUAAAGUCUACAGUGACAACAAAUGGCAUGAGGUUAUUGUCAGAAGGAGCCAAAACACGGGGUACAUCAUUGUGGAUGGAAAGUAUACAGGCUUUGGCUCCUCAUCUGGUGCUGGCACAGUGAUUGGUGAUAACACUGGUGUAUAUAUUGGAGGACUCCCAAGGCACUUUUCAAUAGAAAGAGAUGACACAGGUGACACUGAAAUUGUUCGGAAGAGUUUUGUUGGUUGCCUUGGUGACAUCUAUAUACAGAGCCGUGACAGCUCUACAGAAGAAUGGGACCUGCUGGACUGGGAUAUGGCAGAAGAAAGACACAAUGUCUAUGAGAAGUGGGAAGGAUGUCCAGAGACUUCAGAUGAUGGAGCACAUUUCCUUGGCUUUGGCUUCCUGGAACUUUAUCCCAUUGUAUUUCCUGGCGGUCCAGAUAUUGAAAUAUCUUUCAUGUUUAAAACUGACCAGCUGAGAGGACUUCUGCUUUUCAUGUAUGACAAGGACGGGCCGGACUAUAUCAUGGUUGAAUUAAACAAUGGGAUUGUAACCUUACAAUUUAAAACAAAGUUGUCCCUGACACAAGUGAACUUGUGGGCUGGACUCUCUUAUUGUGAUGGCAGAUGGAACACAAUGUACAUAAGGAGAGAAGGCUCUGUAUUUUCUGUCCAGCUCAAUGCCUUGGUAGAGCGGGUCAUUGACUCUGCAGCCUCACAGAUUGAAGCCAUCUCUGCAGUGUAUAUCGGCGGAGUCCCAGAGACGAUGGGGAGCUCAUUUCCAGAACUUCAUAGUCACCGAGGUUUUGGUGGCUGCAUGAAAGAUAUCCGAUUUACACACGGUGUUGUUGUUAACAUUGCAUCUGUGUCCAGCACCGCUGUCAGAGUCGAUCUGGAUGGCUGCCCAUCAACUGACAGCUCCGUUAACUGCAGAGGGAAUGACUCCAUCAUAGUCUAUAGAGGGGGAGAGGAAACAGCUCGUGAUCACAGCCUGCAACCCUUCAAAGAAUACUUGUACAGGGUGAUUGCAUACAAUGAAGGAGGAUCCGGAGCUAGCGAUUGGAUCAGAGGUCGCUCUAAAGCUGCAUUUCCAGUGAAUGGGCAAGCUCCCCUAAGAGUUCUCAGUGUAAGCGGACGCAGCGUUGAGGUGACCUGGGACAGUCCAGCUGGGAUCAGAGGAGUAAUUGAGCGCUACAUUUUGAAAGCAAUUCCGGAGAACAAUCCUAAUAUAUCUACAGCAAGUGCUCAGUUUCCCGAUACCAGCCACCUCAUUGGAACCCUAACAGGCUUGCUGCCCUUUACAAAGUACGCAGUAACAUUAUCCGCAUGCACUUUAGCCGGCUGCAGCGUGAUCUCCCAUGUUGUGAACGUCACCACUCGGGAAGAAGCUCCAGAAGGUGUUCAGCCACCUACGUCAAUGUCAUCUUCUAACUCAUUACUUGUGCGGUGGUUGCCCCCUAAACAACCAAACGGGGGUAUAAACACAUAUGUAUUAUACAUGGAUGGAACCCAAGUUUACAUCGGAGACAAGACAGAAUAUAACAUUACUGGAUUGGGAACGUUUGCAGCACAUCGGUUUGUGGUCGGCGCUUGCACACUUGUUGGUUGCACAAACAGUUCUGAAGUCACCUUGCUGACGGCUCAGCUACCACCGCAGCACGUGCCUCUUCCUGGAGUGACAGUUGUGGAUUCUACAAGUAUAUAUGUUAAGUGGAAGGAACCUGAAAUAAUCAAUGGAGUUCUUGAACGGUACUUGUUGUAUAUCACCAAAGAUGUGACCAAUUCAAGUGUGUGGGAUUCUGUGUACAACAGCACUGAGCUUUUUCAGGAUUAUACCAUCCAGGGACUAAUUCCAGGAACCACCUAUUUCUUGAAACUGUCCGCUUGCUCCGGAGGAGGAUGUACAUCAAGUGGUAUCACUGAGGCUUCUACAGAAGAGAGAGUACCUGAUGGUCUUCAGUCUCUAACAGUCCAAUCACUUUCUCCAGAUUCCUUCAAUAUCACUUGGUCUAAGCCAAAGCACCCAAAUGGUGUAAUAACAUCUUACGGAUUAUACAUGGAUGGAAUCUUAAUGCAGAAUUCUUCACGUCUAAGUUAUUUUGUGGACGGCCUGACUCCCUGGAGUAAGCAUUCCUUUAGGCUUCAGGCUUGUACUGCAAAAGGCUGUGCCUUAGGUGAAAAGAUUGAAGCCUACACUCAAGAAACCAGGCCAGAUGGAACUGUUGUACUCCAUUCAACCAUCAACAGUCCAAGAAGUGUUCUGGUGACAUGGACAGGGCCUGAAAAGCACAAUGGUCACAUGACCUAUGACAUCGUCUUUAGUGGCUUGUUCUAUGAAAAAGAAGGUGACACAAUUUACAAUGUUACCAGCUCUAGGAGGAGAUUGCAUCAAAGUCAAGGAAAUAAUAAGUGGGCGUCCAUUGAUGAUCUAGUUCCAUUUUCCAGCUAUAGCAUCUUUGUGAAUGCUUCUAAUAGCCAAGGCUAUGUGACCAGUGACCCUGUCAUCAUUAACAUGCCUCCUGGAGCUCCAGAUGGCGUACUGCCUCCAAGGCUUUCAUCUGCCAACCCGACCAGUCUUCAGGUUGUGUGGCCUACACCAGUUCGUAAUAACGCUCCUGGCUUGCCUAGCUAUCGGCUCCAGAUGAGAUCCACAAAUCCCAACAAAAUCAUAGAUCUCUUUUCGGGCCCUAGUGCUUCCUUAACCUACACCAUUAAGGAUCUUCAGCCGUAUACAACAUAUGAGUUAAGGAUUGUUGCCUCCAAUAUAUAUGGUGACACCUACAGCAGAUGGGUCAAUAUGUCAACCGAACAAGACAAACCAGGACCUAUGAAUCCGCCAGUUCUCUCCCAUUUAGAAUCAAGAUCUAUAACAGUCACAUGGCCGGCCCCAUCAGAACUCAAUGGAAUUAUUACCCAUUAUAACAUUUACCAAAAUGGAAGCCUGCAGGCAGUCGUCCCUGGAAACCGCUCACGGCACAUAAUUCAAAAUGUAACCCCGUUCACAGCUUAUCGCUAUCAGCUGGAAGCAUGCACCUCUGCUGGGUGUUCAAUGUCCCAGGAGUCACUGGGGGUGAUGACUCCACCAGAUGCACCAAGUGAAAUUCCACCACUCAAUCUCCAUUCUGAUACGCCUACCUCUGUAAUGAUCCGCUGGAGGCCUCCUCUUCAUCCCAACGGUUUAGUUGAAAAUGUUAGGAUUGAAAGAAGAUUAAAGGGUACAGAUCAUGUAUAUACCCUGGUAACAGUACCUGGACAUCACACAAUGCUCUACCAGGAUACAACUAAGGGCAUUAGCCCAUGGAAAACCUAUGAAUAUAGGGUUAUCAUGACCACGUUUAAUGGGGGAAGCAACAGCAGUGAAUGGGCAGAAGUCACAACGAGACCUGCACGCCCUGUGGGUGUGCAACCACCAGAAGUAACUGUGUUGGGUCCAUAUAUUGCAAAGAUCACAUGGAAUGUUCCACUUUUACCAAAUGGAGAAAUAUUACGUUAUGAAAUCCGCAUGCCAGAACCUCAAGUUGUCAUCACUGACACUGCACUGUUAAGCUACACAAUGACGAAUCUCAUCCCUUACACUAACUAUUCUGUAACGAUAGUGGCCUGCUCCGGAGGAGGCCUAUAUGUCGGAGGAUGUACGGAAAGUCAGCCUACAUUGGUUACCACUCAGCCGGCACCUCCAGAGGGUGUAGGCCCUCUCUCUGUAGUCCCUGUUGGUGAGACAUUCAUUGCAGUUUCCUGGCAACCUCCGUCAAGGCCUAAUGGACCAGAUGUAAGAUUUGAACUCUUGAGACGCACAAUCCUGCAACCACUUGCAUCAAAUCCCCCUAAAGAUUUAAAUCUGUGGCAGAAUAUUUACUCAGGAACUCGGUGGUUCUAUGAAGAUAAGGGUCUUAGCAGGUACACGUCUUAUGAAUACAGGCUUAUUGUACAUAAUGUGGUAGGAUAUGCGUUCGGAUCUGACGUAAUUGGGAUGACCCUUCCUGGUCCUCCUAUAAGGGGAAGUCAUUUUACCACUCAGGCUGUUAACCAUACCGCCAUAGAAGCAUCAUGGAGCCAACCCACUGUACAAGAUUUACAAGGUGAUGUCGAUCAUUACACACUGAUACUGAGCUCGCCCAGGUAUAACAAGACGCUAACGUUCCCGGCAGAUGUGAAGAACGUGGUAAUUGGCGGCCUGUACCCGCACACUAAGCAUCAGCUCUAUCUGGAAGUCUCCAAUGGACUCCAUAGUAUAAGCAGCGUCUGGGUGCACGUGACAACCCCGGACGGAGUGCCUGAAGGCAUGCUCCCUCCAGAGGUUGUGGCAAUCAACAGUACAGCUGUACAAAUCAUCUGGACACCCCCUUUAAAUCCAAAUGGCAUUGUCACAGAAUAUUCCAUCUAUGUGAAUGAUAAAGCCUACAGGACGGACAAGAAUACACCCCAUCCUUUCAUAGUGGACAAUCUGGCUCCAUAUAUCGUCUACGCCAUACAGGUUGAAGUUUGCACCCUGUAUGCAUGUAUGAAGAGCAAUGCUACCCAAGUAACCACUUUAGAGAGAAGACCAAGCAAAAUUCCAUCACCAGGCAUACAACUUAUCAGCUCCAGAUCAGUGGAGAUCAGUUGGGUUUCACCGGAGGAGCCUAAUGGAAUUAUUCUUGGAUAUGAGCUUAGAAGAAAAUUCUUGUAUCCCUGUAGGGGACAGAACCUAACAAGGGGUGGGAAUGAUGUAUCGUGGAUGCCUAUUAAGUGUAAGAAAGGUGAAGACAUAUGUGGAGGAACGUGCCACAACCACCACAAACAGGUAUGCUGCAGUGGAGUUUUGCAUGGAAGAAAAGAUGGCUAUCACUGCUGUGAAGGUGAUUACAUUGCCAUUGAAGGCAAUUCCUCCAGGAUUUGCUGUGCUGGUCAGGUUCAUGCUGUUCAGCCUGACCACCAGUGCUGCGGAAGAUACUACACCAGGGCUAAGAAAGGAGAGGUCUGCUGCUAUGAUGGCAUUCACAAUGAAGUGUCGAUUGGUGAAGGAGAUUCUUGCUGUGGUGGGUAUCCAUAUUCAGUGUCUGGGUCCCAGAUGUGCUGUGGAGAGAUCUUCUAUGAUGGCUACAACCAGCAGUGCUGUGGAGGAAAAACUGUGCCCCAAAACUCCAUCUGCUGUGGUGACAAGGAGACAGGAUCGAUCUACAGGCAAUCCAGAGGUCUGUCUUGCUGUGGCACCGACUACGUGAACAUGUCAGAGACCAUUUGCUGUGCAGCAUCUAAUGGACAAUUUAAGGCACAUCUAAAGUCAAAUAAUGGGACACCAUUAAACUGCUGUGAAAGUGAGCUGAUUACUGAAGAGGGGGAAUGCUGUAGUGGAAUUGGAUAUAAUCCACUGACUCAUGUUUGUUCUGGCAAGCCAUUGACAGAAAAGUUUACCAAGGGGAAAAUGUCCUACAUGGGUACUUUGUGUCCUGCAUCCUUGGCUUCUACUGCGCAUUGUGGACAGUGCAACUUUAAUUCCUCUACUGACUCCUGCUUCUGGGUGAAAUUGAGUAAAUUUAAAAAUGGCAGCCUGAUGGAUGGAGACUCGGUUUGCCGAACAGAUGAAGACAUUAUUUACCUGGGGGACGCACACACCUAUGUGUUUAUUGAUACCAGUUUACAUCCUUUCUCCACUUAUGAAUAUCAAGUAUUGAGCUGGAACAGCGCUGGUCAUGGUUUUAGCAAUGUGAGCCAAGUGACAACCGAUCAGGACAUACCUCAGGGAAUACAUCCACCAAAAUGGAGCUUAGUCGGCAAUCGUGAAGAUGUGAUUUCUCUGGCGUGGGAGGAACCCACCAAUCUAAACGGGAUUGUUCAUUAUGUACUCCUGAGGGAUGGAACAGAGCGCUAUAGGGGAACAGGAGAAAACUUUCAAGACCGUGGAGGGUUACAACCCUUUAUAGAGUAUACUUACCAGAUUCAAGCCUGCACUAUUGCUGGAUGCCUAGAUAGUGCUAAGGUAGUUGCAACCACAAAACAAGGAGUUUCUGAAGAUGUCCUGCCACCUAUUGUUACCACAGUGAACUCUACAGCUCUACAUGUCAGCUGGACGGAGCCAAGAAAAACAAAUGGUGAGAUUAGAGAGUACCAGCUACACAAGGUGGACAGAGGACUCAUCUAUGCCAGCUUCUCAGGGAGAAAACAAUAUACAGUAACAGGACUUGAACCAUAUACAAAAUAUUUCUUCUUCCUUGUCACCUGUACCUCAUUUGGAUGCAGUAACAGCGAGGUGUCUGCAGGUCAGACGUCACAAGCCGCUCCUCAAGGAGUGUGGUUGAAUCCCUACCACAUCACAAUCAAUUCAUCAGCCCUGGAACUAUAUUGGAGGGAACCGGAGAGGCCCAAUGGGAUGGUUUCUCAGUAUAGACUAAUACGGGAUGGUACAGUCAUUUCCACAAGAAGUGGGGAAUAUCUGAAUUUCACCGAUUCUGGCCUGAAGCCCAACAGCAGGUACACAUACCAGCUGGAAGCCAGAACAGAAGCAGGAGGCUCCAUCAGUGAUCUCUAUGUUGUAAAAACUCCCAUGCACACCCCGGACCAAAUUCCUAUUCCAUACAAUAUCACUGUGCUCGGGCCACGAUCAAUCUUUGUGGCGUGGGAUCUUCCAGGUCUCUAUGAUCCCAAUAUUCCUUUGGAGUUUAACAUUUUGCUGAGUACUGGAGGAGGCGCUGGUCAGCUUAACCCUGCCGGAGAGAAACUCUUUCUUAUUCUGGAGGACCUUAUCCCGGGAACAUCACUUUCCAUCCGACUACAAGCUUGUCAGAACGGUAGUUGCGGUGUUAGUCAUCCAGUACUUGUAGAAACUAUGGAGGCAGAGCCCAAGGGUCUCAAUCCCCCCAUGUUGGUUUCAAAUGGAGAAAAAGCUGUGAAGAUUGCAUGGACUGUGCCUAAAACACCUAAUGGGAUUAUAACUGAAUACACCAUCCACAGACGUCUUGCUGGCCAACCAGGAAAUACCACGUUGCUUACAUUGCUGGGAGGAGUCUUGGACUAUACAGACAUUUCUGAUGAAUUGCAGCCAUACACAACAUAUGAAUACUGCGUCACUGCACAAAAUAGUGUGGGUUCUGUAGCAAGCCCUUGGUCUUUAAUUCGUACACUGGAAGCUGCCCCCGAAGCCAUUCAACCACCCAAUGCAAAAGCCACAAGUGCUUAUUCUUUGUUUCUUAGUUGGGCCGCUCCUUCAAUACCCCAUGGUAUUAUAGUGAAGUAUGUAAUCAUUUAUGGUCCUGGUACAAAUGAUCCAACUCCUACCAAAGCCACUGAUACAACGCUGACAGUACCGGGAACAUCAUAUGAAGCUAAAGUAUUUGGUCUGCUUCCUUAUACAACAUAUCACAUACGUAUUGAGGCUGCCAACAGUGCCGGGAGUGUGUCCAGUGGAUGGACAUCUGUACAGACCUGGGAAUCUCCACCAAGCGGAUUGAAUAACAUCUCCGUAGAGAAGAAAGAAAGUGGCCGGGCAUUGCUGCUACAGUGGUCAGCACCUGAGAGAACCAACGGCAUACUGCUGAUGUACAACAUCUAUAGUGAUGAUAACCUGGAAUACAGUGGCCUGGCUCAGCAGUUUUUAUUUCGUCGUCUUGAACCUUUCACAGUCUAUUACUUGGUACUUGAAGCUUGUACUUCCGCUGGCUGCACCCGAACAUUUCCUCAACGUAUCCAAACAGAAGAAGCUUCUCCGUCCUCUUUGCUUCCCCCUAAUAUCCUAUCCCUUAACGCCAGCCACAUCACACUCUCUUGGUCAAAUCCGACCCAACCAAAUGGGCAAAUGAUUCGCUAUGAAGUAAUUAAAAGGUGCACUCAAGAGAACUCUCCGGACAACAAGAAAAAAAUUAACGAAAAUGUUGUUUUUAAAGAAACGAACACAAAACAGAAGGCGUUUACAUUUACAGAUAUUGGUCUACACCCAUGGACGCAUUAUGAGUAUAAGAUUCGUGGGUGGAACUCUGUUGGGUACACAGAUAGCCCAUGGAUGGUGGCUCAGACUAGUCAGGCGGCUCCUGGUCAUCUUAUUCCUCCAAAGGUAUUUCACAUUGAUAAUCCCAAUCAAAUCAUUAUCCAGUGGACAAAACCAAGAGAUGAAAAUGGCAAUGUUCUUUAUUUCAGAUUGCAAAAGAACAACCUUACAUUACCUUUUAGCUUUGAUAGUGCAACAUUUAAUUAUACAGACAAAGAUGUUUUGCCUUAUACUGAGUACACAUAUUCAAUAACAGCCUGCACAUUAGGUGGCUGCACCACCAGUAUCCCUACUGCCAUAAAAACUCUAGAAGGGCCACCAAAAUUUGUAAAACCACCUAUUGUUGAGCCUCUCAGUUUCAGUGAGGUCAAUGUGAUUUGGAAUCCACCAUCCGUGUCCAAUGGAGAAAUUACAAAGUACAUCAUUCAAAUAGAUAAUGAGACAUAUUUUGCUGGGAAGAGAUUGUCCAAGUACAUAUCCAACCUAUUACCUUUUACGUUAUAUAACAUCAACUUGGUGGCCUGUACUAGCGGAGGCUGCACAACUAGCUCACAGACUCACUUCCGAACAAUGGAAGCUCCGCCAUCACACAUCAAACCUCCAAUUUUUACAGUCACAAGUGCCCAAUCUAUUAAAAUAUCAUGGCAAAGCCCUGACAAGGCCAAUGGGGAAAUCAGAAAUUAUGAAUUAUAUAGAAAUGACCAGCUAAUUUAUGCUGGCUUGGAUACUCAUUAUCAUGACUUUGGCCUCCAACCUGGGACAGAAUAUACAUAUGUCAUCCAAGCAACGAACAGCAAAGGGAGUUGCUUAAGUAGUCCUUCCAGAAUUAGAACCCACCCAUCUUCACCUUCUGGGAUGGAGCCACCUCAACUACAAGCUGUAAGUGCCCAUGAGAUUCUAGGCACUUGGCAAGCACCUCUGAAGACCAAUGGGGAGAUACUCAACUAUACGCUCUUUGUUCAUCACCCAGCUGAAAUGAAGGUCACACAGUACCAUUUUAACAGUUCAUUUGUUUCUCGGACUGAACAUUCUUUUGUAGUAAAGAAUCUGAACCCAUAUACUCAGUAUGAAGCAAAAGUUGAAGCUUGCACUAUACUAGGAUGUGCUGUAAGUGAAUGGGCAACCAGCCAUACACAAGAGGCUGCUCCAAAUUCCCAGCCCUCCCCUCUAAUAAAUGUCCAGACCCAUGGCCACGCUCCAUUUUUGGCUUGGAAUGGACCACAGUAUCCAAAUGGGAAAAUCCUCCUCUAUGAAGUUUAUCGACGAACAUUGAAUGAUUUACAAGAGGUGACUCCCACAGAACUGGUCUACAAUGGCUCUUCCUUGUCCUUUCAGGACAUGACAUUGCUGCCGUUCACAGAAUAUGAGUAUAAGGUGCAGGCAGUAAAUUCUGCAGGAAAAACCUCCAGCCCCUGGACCCGCUGCCGAACCAACCCAGCUGCCCCAGAAGGGUUAUCCAGCCCUGUAUUCCAUGCAGUGUCUGCUAUAUCCGCUGUGGCAAAUAUAACCCCUCCAACUAAAGCCAACGGUAUAGUGACCUUGUACCGGCUGUUCUCCAGAAAUGAUAAAGGCAUGGACACAGUGCUCUCUGAAGGAACAUCAAACGUACAAGUGAUGUACGGCCUGAAGCCUUUCAGCAACUACUCGGUUGGUGUUGAGGCCUGCACCUGUCUGGCUUGCUGUAGUAAAGGACCCAUCGCUCAACUCACCACUCAUUCAGCUCCGCCCACUAACCAGCGCCCUCCGCUCAUAACACACAAAGCUUCAAGGGCAGUGUCACUGCGGUGGAGCCAGCCGCGGUCACCAAAUGGCAUUAUUCAAAAGUAUGAAGUCCACCAUCAGAUGAUCUGUCCCCCAACCAUUGGUAUGGUUGGAAAUAUGUGUAUCCAUGGCCCACUGGAAGUUAUAUACUCCGGAACAGAGGAAGCCUGCAAUGUUACACACCUCCAGCCCUUCACCACCUACAGUUUCCGUGUUGCCUGCUACAAUUCAGAAGGAAGUGCCACCUCCGAAUGGAUCAACUGCACAACUUUAAAAGAACAGCCGGAAUACAAAGCCAUUUUUAAUGUGUUGAGUAAUAUAACAACAAUAUUUGUGGACUGGCGGCUCAGUUUUCACCUUCAUGGUCUGCUAAAGGAAUUUGUACUAACGGAGAGAGGAGAGCGCCUGUACAGUGGACUGGACACCAGUGUCCACAUCCCGAAGACCUCAGACAAAACAUUUUACUUUCAAGUGAGAUGCACAACAGACAUGGGAAGUGUGAGCACCCCGAUUGUAAAAUAUAACUCAGCCACUGGACUGGCCCCCGCGCACUCAAUUCCUAGCACAAAGAACGGGACGGAGGUGAAAGGAAAGGCUGUCUAUACGGAGAUGUGGUUUAUAAUCCUGAUGGCCUUGCUGGGCUUAUUGCUGUUGGCGAUUUUUCUGUCCCUGGUGCUGCAGAGGAAGCUGACCAAACAGCCGUUCCCAAGGGAGCGUCCUCCACUAGUUCCUCUACAACAGAGGAUGUCGCCGUCAAGUUACUCCGAAAAUGAAACCUACGCGAAACUGUCUGAUAGUCAGCAACUUGCUCUGCCCCCUUCAGCGGUUCAAGCCUCCAACCCCGGCAGUUGUGCUGAAAAUCGACUAGAAAAGGGAAUAUCGGACAUAAAGAUCUCUGGAAUGGAGGCUCACACAAGUCACAACACCAUGGUGGUCAGAAAGACAAGCCAAGGCCAGAUCAGCCACAGUUUUUCACAAAAUUCCUUGUACCGCAGUGCCAGCCAACUGAUCUCUUCCCACGAUAAGAAGUCCAUUUUGGAAGGCUCUAUAUGGGAUAGUGUUAUUCAAGGACAUGAUAGCGGAAUGGGUGUGGAUGAUGAAGAUCUCGUGAGUACCAUAAAAAGCUUUAGUACAGUAACCAAGCAACACACAGCCUUCACCGAUACACCUUUGUAACAGACAACCAAUGAGCCAGAGGUAUGAAGAUACCAUCAUUGUUCUACCAUUGUGAUAUGGAGGUAACCAACGACCAACCAAGGGUUUGGAAGACAGGGCAGGGCCCUGAAAUAUGCUGGUAGUGAAGACAGAUGGAAGCGCACUGGUGACGUCGUAGCAUCUGAACUGUAGACUGCGCACUCAUCUCCGUUGCUGGCCAUGAACUGCUGCUGUUGGUGGUCUUUCCUUUGUCUGGGGUAUAAGCAAAUGUUUGGCUUCCUGUUAGUUGGGGGUAUUCAACUGUAUGUAUUUCUUAAUAUAAUAAAAGUUUUGGGCUGCUUUA
Molecule: messenger RNA, 16274 nt
Organism: Rana temporaria (common frog)
Lineage: Eukaryota; Metazoa; Chordata; Amphibia; Anura; Ranidae
Gene: USH2A
Product: usherin
Exons: 73
Coding region: 119-15952 (5277 amino acids)
Molecular function (GO): protein binding
Source: RefSeq, a predicted model, not a curated record